UCUUCAUUUAACAAGUUGAAAAUCUGCUGAAUAAUUCAUGAAGAGUGGAAGGGCUGAAUCUUCUUGGAAUGAUAUACAGUGUACGUACUGUGGCACAGGAGAAACUGCAAAGCUUUGUAUCAGUUGCUGCCGUUUCUGCUGCCGAUUGCAAGGUGCUGCUGCUUUUGCUGUUCUCACAGCUACAGAAACCUCAGUCGUGCUCCGGUCUGCCAACAGCCAUUUGCCUCCCUACGGACCCACCUUCACCAGGUACAAUCCGUGGACUCUUGCUGCCUACCUGCCUUGGACACUGCUAGUUUUUGGAUCGUUACUGCAAAUAGCAUUUUCUGGACCUUACAGCUUGUAUGACUGAAACCUGCCUUAGAGUCCCUCAGCUGCACAGCCUCCCGUGUGCUUGGUGAAGACUCCUGCAGCAGAACUUCUGACCCAGACAAGGAUGGGAUUUACAGGGCAAAGUCAAAACUGAGCUGCAUUCAGCGAGAUGCCCAACGCCUCUUCCUGGAGUGCUAGCUCGCCUCUGCUGCUGCUCUGGGAGGACUCCUCCGGGACCCGCAUCUUUCUGUCGCUGCUCUAUGCAGUCUUAGCUAUCUCAGGGACUUUAUCCAAUGUGAUGGUCAUCUAUUUAGUCUUCUCCUUCAAGAAGCUGCAGACAACCAGCAAUGCCUUCAUCGUGAACGGCUGUGCGGCAGACCUGAGCGUGUGCGCCCUGUGGAUGCCCCAGGAGGCUGUGCUGGGGCUGCUGCCCCCCAAUUCCUCCUCCCUUCGCUCGGCGGAGUACCGGCUGCUCCGAGGGGGGCUCCUGGGCCUCGGCCUCACCGUCUCCCUGGCCUCGCACCUGCUGGUGGCUUUCAACAGGUACGUGCUCAUCACCAAGCUGCCCAGCGUGUACCAGGCCCUCUACCAGCGGAGACACACGGGCUGCAUGAUCGGGCUCUCCUGGGCUCUCGCCCUGCUCCCGGUCCCGCUGCUGCCCGGGCUCUGGACCCUGGGCUCUGCUCAGUCGGACGGCAGCUCUCGCUACACCGCCCUGCUCCUCGCCCUGGCCGUGCUGGGCCAGACCGCGCUGCUGCUCCACUGCUACCUCGGCAUCGUGCGGCGGGUGCGGGGCAGCGCCAAGCGGGUCAGCGUCCUCAACUUCCACCUGCUGCACCAGCUGCCCUUUCCCGCCGCGCCGCCGCCGCCUCGCCGCGCCCAGCGCCGCCUCAGCAGCGUCUCCGUCCUGCUGCUCUGCUGCGUGUUCCUGCUGGGCACCCAGCCCCUGGUCUGGGUGAGCCUCCUGGGCUUCUUCCUGCGCCCGGCGCCGCCGGCGCUGGAGGCCGCCAGCUGGCUGCUGCUCUGCUCGCUCUCGGCCCUCAACCCGCUGCUCUACACGUGGCGCAGCGAGGAGUUCCGCCGGGCGGCCCGCUCCGUCCUGCCCCGCGGCGAGGGCCCGGCCGCCGCCCCUCGCCCCUCCGCCGCCGCCGCGGGCCCCGCCGGCGCCCCGCCCUGCCCGCAGCUGCCGCGGCGCCGGGGCACGGGGAGCGGCGCCAGCGCCGCGGCCGCGCCGCGCUGAGGGCCCGCGG
Messenger RNA from Hirundo rustica (Barn swallow), 1562 nucleotides. It is a transcript of the gene GPR88, whose product is annotated as G protein-coupled receptor 88. Gene Ontology annotation, cellular component: membrane. Gene Ontology annotation, molecular function: G protein-coupled receptor activity. NCBI's taxonomy places the organism in Eukaryota, Metazoa, Chordata, Aves, Passeriformes, Hirundinidae. The transcript has a single exon. Gene Ontology annotation, biological process: G protein-coupled receptor signaling pathway. The coding region runs from base 482 to 1552 and encodes 356 amino acids. The record is from RefSeq and is a predicted model, not a curated record.